Messenger RNA from Nycticebus coucang (slow loris), 4222 nucleotides. It is a transcript of the gene CDC42EP2, whose product is annotated as CDC42 effector protein 2. Lineage: Eukaryota; Metazoa; Chordata; Mammalia; Primates; Lorisidae. The record is from RefSeq and is a predicted model, not a curated record. The transcript is spliced from 3 exons. The coding region runs from base 678 to 1322 and encodes 214 amino acids.
GUGGGGUCCCACGGUCGCACCGUCCAGCUCCAGAGCUUUUGCCGCCCGCCAGUUGGACGUCUGCGCGUCUCACGGGAGCAGAACUCAGAAGGCAAAAAAGUCCGCAAACAAUCCCCACCUGGUAUCCGAUGCGCAGCUGUUUGGAGGGCGGGCGCCUGCAAUGAGCCCGAGGCGCACUGGAGACCCCGGUGCGCUCUCGGAAUCCUUGGGACACCGGGAUCGCAGGAGUGCGCGCGCCACCUAGCGGCUACGAUGCCAGUAGCUGCUCCGCACCGGAACCCCAGGAGACCCCAGGCCGGCCAAGGGGUACAGCGGGCUGGCCACGUCGAAGAGGGUUGGAGGAGACUGUCAGAGGAAGGUCUUCAGCCCUAGACCCAGGAGAAAUUCUUGGAGACAAGAUCAAACCACAUUGUUGCCUAUAAGACACCCCCUCUUCUGUGGGAAGAAAGUGAUUUUUUUAUCUCAACCCUCUGAAGUCAUCCAUCUUCAAUCUUUGUUUUCUCAAUUUCUUGGGCUCACUUUGGUCACACCCACACUGAGUACUUUGGCAAGUUUUUGGUGUCUGGAAGCCACUGUUUAGAGCGAGAGUUUCUGGUUGAAGGUUUUGAGAGAAGGCUGUAGUCUCAGCAGGUGACCUGUCUCUGCCCUCUCAGCCAGGUCUGGGUAGCGAGGUCACCAUGUCCACCAAGGUGCCCAUCUAUCUGAAGCGUGGCAGCCGCAAGGGCAAGAAGGAGAAGCUUCGGGACCUGCUGUCCUCAGAUAUGAUCAGCCCACCGCUGGGGGAUUUCCGCCACACCAUUCACAUCGGCAGUGGUGGUGGCAGCGACAUGUUCGGUGACAUCUCCUUCCUGCAGGGCAAGUUCCACCUCCUGCCUGGGACAGUAGUUGAGGGGCCUGAGGAGGAUGGCACCUUGGACCUGCCCUUCCAGUUCACACGCACUGCUACCAUGUGUGGGCGGGAGCUCCCCAGUGGCCCGUCCCCUCUACUUAAGAAUGCCAUCUCGCUGCCAGUCAUUGGGGGGCCCCAGGCCCUCACCCUACCCACAGCCCAGGCUCCCCCCAAACCUCCCCGCCUGCACCUGGAGACCCCUCAGGCCUCCCCACAUCCUUCCCCACAAGAGGCUGGGAGCAUGGACAUCUGGAGGAUUCCAGAGAUUGGCUCACACCACAAUGGGCUGACCCCAGAGACAGAUGCCAAGGAUCCCUUCUUGUCUCAUGCCAGCUCCCUACUGUCCCUGCAUGUGGACCUGGGGCCUUCCAUCCUGGAUGACGUCCUCCAGAUCAUGGAUCAGGACUUGGACCGCGUGCAGAUCCCCACAUAAGGCUUGCCCUGACUGGCCGGGAGCCCAAGCUGGGUUGAUGUUAGGGAGGCAGGUUAUAGACAUGGCCCUGGCUUAGGAGUCAGGAUCCCAAGGUUCCACCUGUGUGGUCACUGGCCAGUUAUUCUCGUUUUGAGCCUUUGUUUUCCUCCCUCCCAUCUUCUCCCCAAUGGGCAGAAUGUGCCUCAUUGCUUUCUCCUAACAACUCCCAAGGGUACAUGUGGAAGUCAGCCCAGAGUGCCCUGGGCAUCUUGGGCCACCUGAAACCCCCCCACUGACUGCUUCCCUCAGGUCCCUCAGACGAAGGCUCUGCUGAGAUGGACUUCCCUUUUCCCUCCCUUCUUCCUCAGCCCCAUUCAGUGCCCUGAUUGGGGGCCAGGGAAGAAGCAGGGCACAGCCAGCAGAGGCCUGGGCAGUGGGUAGGCUGUUUCAGACCUCUGGCUUUGUCCUGGACAGGGAGUAUGGCUUCAGUGACCAGAUGUGUCCCACCUUGUCCACUGAUCCAUCCCUUCCCUACAUGGCCAGGGAUUCUGGUUGCAAUAAAACAUGCUGCUGCUGGUGGCCAAUCUCCCUGUACCCUGUGCCAGGUUUCCUCCCAAAGGCAGUCCAGUCUCUGUGAGCUAUGGGCUCACUGAGGGGAGACCCAGCCCCAGAAGACUUUGCAGAGGGCAGGCCCUCCCCUCGGGAAGGUUGUGCCUGAUCCAGGUGUCAAUGUGGAUGUUCCAACAUUGGUUUAGCUGUUUGGCAAGAGCUGGCUGGGCACUGUGCCAGGCCUGGGGCUGAGCCCUGCCCAGGCAUCUGGGGUCUGUCAGGGGAGACUCAAGAGUAAGAGAAUAACCACAAGGACAGGUGCAAGAGACCAACAGCUUCACGGCAUUUCUCCAGCUUCAGAGCACUGAGGGAGUACAUGGGACAGAGUGCUGGCCCGGGGCUGGGCGGGAUCAACAAUGCUUAUCAGAGCAUUCAGCCCAUUGGUGCUGUUUAUCGAGCAAUUACAGUGUACUUGGCAUGGCUCUAGGUGCUGGGAUAGAGGCAAGUAUCAUCUCUGCUCUUUAGCGGGAAGGAUAUUAAACUUAUAAAUGAGGCCAGGCGCAGUGGCUCACGCCUAUAAUCCUAGCAGUUGGGAGGGCAAGGUGGGUGGAUUACCUGAGCUCAUGGGUUCAAGACCAAUCUGAGCCAGAGUGAGACCUUGUCUCGAAAAAAUAGUCAGGACUGGAGCGGCACAUGUGGCUCAGGGGUAGGGCGCCAGCCCCAUAUACCGAGAGUGGCAGGUUCAAACCUACCCACAGCCAAACUGCAACAAAAAAAUAGCCGGGCAUUGUGGCAGGCACCUGUAGUCCCAGCUAUUCGGGAGGCUGAGGUAAGAGAAUCGCCUAAGCCCAGGAGUUGGAGGUUGCUGUGAGCUGUGUGAUGCCUUGGCACUCUACCGAGGGCGAUAAAGUGAGACUGUCUCUACAAAAAAAAAUAAUAAUAAAGAAAAAGAAAAAAUAGUCCAGCCUGUAGUCCCAGUUACUUGGGAGGCUGAGGCAAGAGAAUUGCUUGAACCCAAGAGUUUGAGGUUGCUGUGAGCUAUGACACUACGGCACUCUACCGAGGGCAACAAAGUGAGAUUCUGUUUAAAAAAAAAAAACUUGUAAAUGAGAUAAAGAAAACUGUGUUAAAAAAAAACAAAGAAAACUGUGUUGAGGCAGCACCUGUGACACAGUGGGUAGGGUGCCAGCCCCAUAUACCGAGGGUGGUGGGUUCGAACCCAACCCCGGCCAAACUGCAACAAAAAAUAACCAGGCAUUGUGGCGGGCACCUGUGGUCCCAGCUACACGGGAGGCUGAGGCAACAGAAUUGCCUGAGCCCAGGAGCUGGAGGUUGCUAUGAGCUGUGUGACGCCAUGGCACUCUACCAAGGGUGAUAAAAUGAGACUCUGUCUCUAUAAAAAAGAAAAGAAAACUUUGUUAUGAGGAAAGUCUGGGAACAAGGGGCAGGUGGUGUCAGGGUACAUUAGCAUGAUCACAUGGGAUUUUGAGCCAAAUAUGAGCUAACAGCCUAACAGCUAACAGCCUCGUACCAGAGUGAAUGACAGAGGAGCCACACAUGGCAGAAGAUCAUGAACCUCUGAGGACUGAUGCUGUUUGAGACUCAGUGUUUCCCCAUCUCUAAAAUGGAGUCAAUGGAGGGUUGUUGGGAAAUUUAGGGAUAAUAUUUAUGAAUUGUUAUGUGGAAGAUAUUAAAAACUGGUUACAAUGUGUAAUAAAGGAACUUGGGGCACAAGGACAGGACUGUAAAGCUGGAAGGCAGCUUGGCAUCAGCUGAGAACACUUGCUGGCCAGGCUGGUGCUGAGGUGAUGGGGAGCUGCUGCUUCAGCUUCCUGAGUAGCUGGGGUGAUAGGUGUGCACCACCACACCCAGCUAAAUUUUAUAUUUUAGAAAAUUUGUAUUUUGUAUUGUAGAAACGGGAUCUCACUAUUUUCCCAAGCCUGGUCUCAAACUCCUCUCCUAAAGCAAUCCUUCCACCUCAACCUCCCAAAGUGCUGGGAUUACAGGUGUGAGCCACCACAUGUGGCCUUUCCUUUUUAAGACUGAGUAAUACUCCAUUGCAUGUACUCCAUUUUGUUUAUUCAUUCCUCUGUCAAAGGAGCCUUGGGUUGCUUCCACCUUUGGGCUAAUGUGAAUAAUACUGCUAUAAAUAUGGGUUGGACAGGGUGGCGCCUGUGGCUCAGUGAGUAGGGUACCAGCCCCAUAUACCGAGGGUGGCAGGUUCGCAUCCGGCCCUGGCCAAACUGCAACAAAAAAUAGCUGGGCAUUGUGGCAGACACCUAUGGUCCCAGCUACUUGGGAGGCUGAGGCAAGAGAAUCGCCUAAGCCCAAGAGCUGGAGGUUGCCGUGAGCUGUGAUGGCACAGCACUCUA